This is a messenger RNA of Ctenopharyngodon idella (grass carp), 5907 nucleotides long. It is a transcript of the gene gabrg1, whose product is annotated as gamma-aminobutyric acid type A receptor subunit gamma1. Gene Ontology annotation, biological process: chloride transport; monoatomic ion transmembrane transport; gamma-aminobutyric acid signaling pathway. NCBI's taxonomy places the organism in Eukaryota, Metazoa, Chordata, Actinopteri, Cypriniformes, Xenocyprididae. The coding region runs from base 353 to 1723 and encodes 456 amino acids. Gene Ontology annotation, molecular function: benzodiazepine receptor activity; transmitter-gated monoatomic ion channel activity involved in regulation of postsynaptic membrane potential; GABA-A receptor activity. The record is from RefSeq and is a predicted model, not a curated record. Gene Ontology annotation, cellular component: dendrite membrane; GABA-A receptor complex; synapse. The transcript has 9 exons.
UAAAUCACCGCUUGAUGUGAAUUCUCUUAGGUAGAGCAGUCAGCUCUUUUCCUACAGGCAGUUUCUAAUAAUUCCCGGAACACUGAGAGCGUCGGUCUCACUCAGCAGAACGCUGGAUGAACACAGCAAAGCGGCGGUGCCGCAAUCAGCGAAACCCCGCAUUCACCAUUCUCAUCCACACCGCGUCUGCUGCCUGACAGAAACUAUAGGCUCAAGCUAUAUGCUUUUGUCUAGACAACAACUGACAACAUACGUUGACGCUUUCACUUAUCGUUUAACGAAUCGCUCGAAAAAGGUUUGAUCAUCUUUAAGCUCCAAAUCAUCGUUUGGUUAUAAACCGAGCGUUCGCACAAUGGUUCUGCUGCAUCGCCGCCGGAGAAAAGAAGCACUGGUUUGGCUGUUGCCCGGUCUGCUUGGAGUCUGCAUGGCAUUUGGCCCAAGCAAAGCAGAGGAGGAAGAUUAUGAGGAUGUCCCCAUAAAUAAAACAUGGGUUUUAUCACCAAAGGUCUACGAGAGCGACGUCACCCUUAUCCUAAACAAAUUACUGCAAGGUUAUGACAACAAACUGAGACCAGAUAUCGGAGUGAGACCGACUGUGAUUGAGACGGCAGUGUACGUGAACAGCAUAGGCCCGGUAGAUCCCAUCAAUAUGGAGUACACCAUCGACAUCUUCUUUGCUCAGACGUGGUACGACAGCAGACUGAAAUUCAACAGCUCAAUGAAACUCCUCAUGCUCAACAGCAACAUGGUGGGAAAAAUCUGGAUCCCUGACACGUUUUUCCGUAACUCUCGUAAAUCUGAUGCCCACUGGAUCACGACACCGAAUCGCCUUCUGCGGCUCUGGAGCAAUGGAAGAGUGAUGUAUACUCUAAGGUUGACUAUUAAUGCGGAAUGCUACCUUAAGCUGCAUAACUUUCCCAUGGAUGAACAUUCGUGCCCUCUGGAGUUUUCAAGCUAUGGGUAUCCAAAGAAUGAGAUCCAGUAUAGAUGGCAGCGUCGUUCGGUUGAAGUUGCAGACCAGCGGUACUGGAGGCUUUACCAAUUUGCCUUUGUGGGCCUACGAAACACUUCUGAUGUGGCAAACACUCAGUCUGGAGAAUAUGUGGUUAUGACUAUUUUCUUUGACCUGAGCCGGAGAAUGGGCUACUUCACCAUCCAGACCUACAUCCCCUGCAGUAUGAUUGUGGUUUUGUCCUGGGUCUCUUUCUGGAUUAACAAGGAUGCUGUACCUGCCAGAACAUCUUUAGGAAUCACAACUGUGCUCACCAUGACAACCCUAAGCACCAUAUCGAGGAAGUCCUUGCCGAAGGUGUCGUACGUGACAGCCAUGGAUCUAUUCGUGUCUGUCUGCUUCAUCUUCACCUUUGCUGCUCUUAUGGAAUAUGGGACUCUACAUUAUUUCACAAGCAAUCGACAGAACAAGAAGACCAAAUCAAGCCAUGCACAGAAACCCAGCAUGGUUAACAUCAGACCAGGGACAUCUCUGCUGCAGAUGAACAAUAUUGCUCCCUACCAUGAGGAUGAUGAUUAUGCGUAUGAAUGUCUGGACGGGAAAGACUGUGCCAGUUUCUUCUGCUGCUUUGAUGAUUGUCGCUCCGGAGCUUGGCGUGAGAACAGAAUGCAUGUCCACGUCUCCAAAAUCGACUCCUACUCCCGAAUAUUCUUCCCAACCGCCUUUGGCCUCUUCAAUCUUGUCUACUGGAUUGGAUAUCUGUAUCUUUAAAGAUGCUUGGCAAGUGGGAGAGGGACUCAGUUCUAGUAAUAUUCGCAAAUCAUCUGUAAAUUCUCCAUCUGCUAAAUCUGGCAGCAUAAAUCUUUGAGAGAAGGGGACGUGUGAGGCUUGAGUUGGAUGUAUUAAUACUUAAUGUGUCUUUAAUUGUACAUGAGAUGUGAUUUAUUGCAGGAUUUGAAUCUUAGAAGGACAAUGUAUUGAUGCCAAGAGAAGGAAGGAAAUGCUAACAGUUCGAUUGUUCAUCAACUACACACGCCAUAUCAAACAGAUCUCAUCUACGUUGCCUAGUUUAAAAUGAUCUCUUAAAUAUCCACCAAAAUAUCUGCAGAAUUUUUUUUGAACUGCAAUAUUAGCAUCACUAAUGCAACUAUGUUAACUUCAGGUUAUUAUCUCUCUGGCUGAAGCAUAAUAUGAUUAUUUGCAAUGAAAAGUAGAUAUGAUAUUAGUCGUUUCGGAUACUAAUUUAUAGCUAGCUACAUGUCAGAAAACUAAUAUUUACAUAUGAUAAUCUCUGUUUUUAUUUCAAACUUAAAGUAGCUACAUUUCUGUGUGAAUUACCUGCAUUCAGUUGAGUACUAAACAAACCAAAGCAUAGAUAUCUGAAGGUUACAUGAAUAGAAUUUUGUUUUCUGCUCAAGAAUUACCCAGAAGCCAUUUACCUGGAAUUAGCCUAUAAUUAUACUGUGAAAUGUUCUUGACUUGAACUAAUAAGCUGUCUCUGCAAUAGAUGAAACAAAGAAAUGCCAAUGUGCCCAAGAUAAAAGGGUUCAUGUGUUUUUUUAUAUAUCGAACAAAAGGAACAGAGCAGCCUUUACAAUGCACAAAUGUUCAGUGUCCUUUAGUACAAAUUAGAAUUCAUCACUCUCUUGCGCAUUCAAGACAUCUCCUUGCGAAUGGCUAGAUUUCUGUGAGCGUAAUUGCAUGACUCAUCUGAGCUCCUACGGCUAAUCAACCCAUAUUUGGAAACCAGUCUGAUGGACUUUCUUCAGCAGAAGAGCUCUAGACAGACGAGUAUCAAAUCUAAAGCAUUUGAAAACAUACAGUCUUCAUAACACAAACCAUGGAUGCCUUCUCUGUUGGUAAUAGUCUAAAUCAAACAGCCAUUUAUUAUGGAUUUGUCUUACAUUAGAUUUAAUCUGAUCUCAGAGUAGGGUUGUGAGAAGUACCGCCUUUCGGUACCAAGUCGGUACUGAAAUUUUAAAAAUGUGACGAUACCAGCAUUUCCCCCUAGCAUUUUGAGCACCGUUGAGUGGAUUCUUAAAGAAGAGCGUGAAGAGCAUCAAAGAUGUCUAUUAUCUAGGGCUGCCCUCUAAUAGUCGACUAAUGGUUCGUUCACACAGAAGGCGGCGUCUUUGCGUCUAAAACGCGAGACGCAAUGCUCAGGAAUGGUUUUUUCAAAAAAGCACAGAACACGAGGGUCUUGAGACAUGCUUUUGAGACAUGAUGCAAUAACAAACAAAUAAAACAGCUACUGUAAACAAAAGCUCACAACGCUUGCCCCGCCUCCGAGUUCUUCUGAUUGGUCCACUGUUUUGGAACUGACAUUGAUUAGCGGCACUGCGUGUAAAAGUUGAAAUUCUCAUUUGUCGUCUUAAAAUGCGCCACUCAUGUGCGAGGCUCUACAAAAGACGCGGGACGUCCUUUUCGCUCACCAGCCACUCUGGCUAGUGGUUUUCCAAAGUUACUAGCCACUCAGCACUUUCACUGGCCACAAUUUUACUGUUGGGAAAUUACAUUUUAUAUGAUUAAAGUUGACUUUGGCAUGGUUAAAUUACUUGAUUUUGAGUCAUUUUACUUGAUUUAGAAGAUUUAAAACCCUUUCAAACUUUCAAAUGCAGAUUGACCACCUAAAUCAAGACUACAUUGUAUAUCAGCUGAUAUGUAGCCUACAGGUGGGCAAGGGGUGGGCAAUAUGAGCAUUGGCUAAUAUGAUAAAUUCUAAGUUAUUUUUGUUAGGCUAUAUAAAAGAACAAAGAAGCAAAUUACAAAAACAAUAGUAAAUUUUAAAAAAUCUUUUUUCAGAUACAGUAGGUUUAUUUAACAUGUAUACAUUUAUUUAACAUUUUUUGUUGUUUGAUUAACAUUAAUGACAGACAGGUAUUUAAUUGGGCUGCUGAAUGCAUGGACGUAAUAUACUGACACAUAUCCAGUUAUUACCCACCUGUUUACAUCCACUUAAGCCAAAACCGACUGUAUUCACGCGAGAUACUCCACACGACGGACAUUUUGACAUCUGUGUGUGCAUGUAUUUGACUAUUCAGGCGCAAGGAGAACUGAUCGCGCGCGCGACAGAAAGAGAGAUCGCACGCGAGAAAGCGCUUCUGUUGUGUGUCAUUCAGCACGAUUCCGUCUAUCCUGCCUUCACUAACAGCAAGUUAAUCGAUAAAGAAUUGUAACGUUAAUUGAAUUGUAAUUUUGUGAUAUGACGAUCUUCAACGAUCUUAAGCUGAAAUUAAAUUCAACCCGCCAAAGUGGCUAGUGGGAGUGGCUGUCUUACCCGCCACAGCUGAAAUCUGCCCGCAUUUGGCGGGUUGGCGGGUGUUAAUGUCAAGCCCUGUGGCUUAUCAUAAGAAACAUGUAAGUAGUAUCAACUUUAGAUGGCCGCUUGCUUUAACGUUAACCUAGAAAAAUGUGGGCUAUUCAAGUGUUUGUGCGGAGUGUGAAAGCUGAAUAGUAGCGCACUUACUGCAUGACGGCUAACAUGGAGGCGCCGGUGCGAUCACUUGCACUUAAAAUACUCCAUUAUUUUUGAGUAAGAGUAAUGCAUCUUUUGAAUUUGUGAAUAGUCUACUUUUAUUUGCGUGCACUAACGAUAACAACAAAACGUUGUGCUUUUGUAAAAUAAUGAAAGCAAACAGGGUGCGAUUUCUGCCGUCUUUCUCUGUGAACUUGAGCGCGCCGAAAAAAGAACCGACACUCCAUGUAAACUUUCCUCACACAGACAUGAAAAAUAUAUCUAUAGAAAGUGAAAUGUCUACUUUUAAAUGAACCAAUUGAAAUGGAAAACAAAUAUUCUUUGAUUACAUAAUCCGUAUGAAACGUGCAUAUAGGCGCGUCCACUACUGAGGAGAUGACGAGUCAGCAUCGUCAACUUCAUCACUGCAGCCAAUACAGAAAACACUAGUUUAUCAAUUAAUUAUUAAAAUGUUAAAGCAAUCUCCCUGCUGUUUUUCCCCGACGCAUUCAUAAUCAUUACUUCUGUCGGUGCGCUUGAAUGCUAAUUAGGCUAUGAAGGCAUAAAAGGCUAUUUAUUAUGAUUUAUAUGGUUUAUUAAUAAACGUGCGAUUUGUCGACUAAUCGCUUAAAAUGAACAACUACUAGUCGACCAGAAAAAUCGUUAGUCCAGGGCAGCCCUACUAUUUACAACAUGUUUUUGAAGUGUAUAUCACAGACAUAUCUGUUGAGCAGAUGAACACAAUGGCCAAUCAGAGGUUAAGAGUCCACUCAACAGCACUCAAAAUCUUAGAGGGAAAUGCUGGUAUUGUCACAUUUUUUAAAUUUCAAUACGAAGUUGGUACUUUUCACAACCCUAUCUCAGAGUCCUAUUCGAUUUGAGAAACAGAUGAACAGAGAGCGAAAGUGCCGUGUCUUGACCCGACUCUCAAAAGUCUUUCUCAAUCUCCUGUUGUGCUUUUGGCUUUUGCUUCUUUUAUUUAUUAAUGCUUCCAUGUGGUUUGUCUUUUGCUGGAUGUUAUCUUGAUCAUAUACUGCUCUGUUGUCUCCCUUUUUGAACAUCUGUUAUGUACUGUGUUGUGCCCUGUAGCUCAAUAUAUUCUAUACAUUGUCUUUCAUAAUGACAGCCUCACAGUUUCAGACUCAUGCAACAAGAGCAACCGCCAGAUGAUAGUAAAUAUACAGACAAAAAAUCUAUUUAUAUUUUUGUAUAUAAAUAGAUGGUUAUGACAAGAAUAUCUAUUAAACACAAUCUGUUUCAGACCUUUAAUAAUACAGUUCAUCUGUGUGAGCGUGUGCAUGUGUGUCUGUACGUGACUCCGUCUCCCACCGUUCAUCUCUGUGCGCUCUGCUCUCCACUCAAUCUAGGUGAUGUUGUCGUGUCUUCUGUAAGUGCUAACCUUCAUGCUAUUUAUGUGUUCAUAUGUUUUUGUAGCUCUGAACACUGUGAGUAAUAAAACAGUGCCUGCAAAAAAAUUAAUAAAAUUCUACGCUCUCUCAAA